This is a messenger RNA of Tripterygium wilfordii, 970 nucleotides long. RefSeq lists its product as uncharacterized. Lineage: Eukaryota; Viridiplantae; Streptophyta; Magnoliopsida; Celastrales; Celastraceae. The coding region runs from base 277 to 819 and encodes 180 amino acids. The record is from RefSeq and is a predicted model, not a curated record. The transcript is spliced from 4 exons.
AAAGUGCUCAAGCCCAACCCACCAAUUUAUAAAUACAAUUACAAUAAAUAAAGUAUUUAUUGACAUAACGUGCGCCGUAAAUGUAGAUUCGAAAGAUCAUUCAGGGCAUCUCUCGGACAAAUUUUCUUCGUGAUCUCUUCCAGUCUUGGUUGAAAUUGAAUCUUAUGUGAUCUCGGAGAAACACAGGAGAAAAUUUCUCGGCGGUUUGUCUUGUGUUGUAGUUAGAACUUGAGGCAUACACGGAGAGAGCAAUUGGAGCUGAAAGAUUUGUGAGAAAUGGCUUCGGUGCUGUUGUUAAUUGCGGUUUUUUUGCUCGAUCUGAUUGCUUUUGGGCUUGCUGUUGCUGCUGAGCAAAGAAGGAAUACUGCCGUAGUCUUAAAAGAAGCAGAUUAUAGUUAUUGUCAGUAUGAUUCGGAUAUUGCUACUGGCUUAGGGGCAGGUUCAUUUGUAUUACUCUUGGCUAGUCAAGCCCUUAUAAUGGUGGCCAGUCGAUGCUUGUGCUGUGGAAGGGCUUUGCGGCCUGGUGGGUCCAGGGCAUGGGCAGUUUUUCUAUUUAUAUUUUGCUGGGUGUUCUUUUUCAUUGCCGAGGUGUGCUUACUGGCGGGAUCUGUGACAAAUGCCCACCACACCAAAUACAGGAAUCGCAUCUCUGAUACUAUUUCGUGUGAGACACUGAGGAAAGGAGUCUUUGGGGCUGGGGCUGCUUUCAUUGUUCUCACAGGCAUAGUCUCUGAACUUUACUAUGCUAGCUACUCCAAGGCUCACGAUGGUCAGAUUCCCUACGGUAGAGACGCUGGUGUGAGAAUGCAAAACCUUUAGCUCUACUUAGUCGCUGAUUGGUGUGAACAGUACAGAGAGACUUGGAUGAGCUUGUUGUAAUAGAACAUAUGUUUGAUUGCCCGUUCAUGUAGAAUUUUUAUUUUUUACUUCCAAACCAUUGAGAAUAAUGUUUAGUUCAUUUCCCCCUUUU